GGCUUUCAUGAUUAAGUUGGCAUGGCAGGUUCUUAACAACAGCUCAGAUUUGUGGGUGCAGAUCAUGCAAGGCAAGUAUUUCAAGCACAAAGAUGGGGCAAAUUGUGGCAAUGAAGAGGAGCAACCAUUCAAGUCUUUGGAAAGCAAUCCUUAAGGCAAUCCCCCUCAUGAAGAGUGCUGCAGUCUGGAGCAUCAGGAAUGGAAAGACAACAAGCUUUUGGCACCAUCCAUGGCUUGAACAUGACCUUUUCCUCAAGGACAAUACACUGCAAGAUGACCCUACUACCCUGGAUAAAUCAGCAGUGGCGGACUGGGUUGAUGAUAAUGGAGAAUGGGACUGGAUCAAGCUCCAAGACAUCUUCCCUCCCAACAUCCUGGCCUUGAUUGCUGGAAUGGAACCUCCAAAAGAUGAUCUGGGUGAGGAUAAGUGUAUUUGGGGGCUGGAAAGGGAUGGCAGAUUUCGGCUGAAAUCUGCAUAUAAGCUGGAUGCGGAUCAAUUGGAUUCUACAGGAGAGGCAUUCUGGAAGGAACUCUGGAAAUGGAAAGGACCUAGCCGCACCAAGCACUUUCUUUGGCUUGUCAUGCAUGAUCGUCUGCUCACAAACAAAGAACGAGUCAAAAGGAAGUUGGCCACGGAUGGAAACUGUAAUUUUUGCAAGGACACAGAAGAAACCACUGAACAUAUCCUCAGGAACUACAGGAAGACAAAGGGUAUCUGGGAGAAAUUCAACGCCAAAGUCACCUGCAAGGACACCAGUUUGCCUUUCAAGACUUGGAUGCUACGCAACUUGAAAGAUGAUGAUCAUGGAGUGGAUUUUGGUCUGAUUGUGUGGCACCUCUGGAAACAGAGGAAUGAAGAAUGCUUGGAUGGUAAAAGUUUUGUGGAAAAGUCUCUCCUCUGCAGAAUUGAGGCUUGGUUUAAUAUCUUUAAGAUGGCAUUGAAGAAUGUGGAAAGGAGCUUUGCGCCACCAACAGUGAGAAGAGAGGAGUUGAUUGGAUGGAAGCCACCACCUGACGGAUGGGUACAGAUCCAGUCUGAUGGCUCUGUCCUCUCUCCCUCAGGCAGCGCUGCUGCUGGAGGCCUCAUCCGUGACUGCUUGGGAAGGUGCUCUGUGGCCUAUGCCUGCAACCUUGGAGUCUGUUCUAUCACUGUUGCUGAGCUCAAAGGAGCAGCUGUGGGACUUCAAAUUGCUUGGGAUCAAGGCCAUCGAAGGGUGCACCUCAACCUGGAUUCGUCCACUGCAGUUGCUAUCAUUAAGAACUGCUCUGACGAUUAUCACAGACAUGGCCUACUAGCUAUUCAUGUCAAUAAUCUUUUGAAUCGUGAUUGGGACGUUGUUGUCUCACACGUGUAUAGGGAAGGGAAUUGUACGGCUGACUACCUUGCUGAGUUUGGUCAUAGCCUACCUUUUGGCACACAUCAUGUUGAUGUGUGUAAUCCCGAUCUAUGUAGAUGGUUAGAGUAUGAUGUUCUGAGAAUCUCCCAACCUCGUUCUAUUAAUAUAUGAUCCUAGACGCCUUUGAGCGUCUGUCUUCCUACCCAAAAAAAAAAAACAUUAGUGUUGAAC
Molecule: messenger RNA, 1568 nt
Organism: Linum trigynum
Lineage: Eukaryota; Viridiplantae; Streptophyta; Magnoliopsida; Malpighiales; Linaceae
Source: the annotation of a GenBank genome assembly